Messenger RNA from Neoarius graeffei (lesser salmon catfish), 783 nucleotides. RefSeq lists its product as uncharacterized. The record is from RefSeq and is a predicted model, not a curated record. The transcript has 5 exons. The coding region runs from base 111 to 776 and encodes 221 amino acids. Lineage: Eukaryota; Metazoa; Chordata; Actinopteri; Siluriformes; Ariidae.
ACAGAACCACAACCCAACCUGAUGGUCUUCGAGAACAAUUUCCUCUGUCUUCUGCCAUGUAAGAAGUUAAUGCAUAAAGAGAAUGAGCAGUAACGAGGAAGUGGUGGUGAAUGUUUACAUGGUGGAUCUACUCUGAGAUGAAGAUUCAUAAACACACAGUCAUCAUCAUCAUCUUCAGCCUUUUCCUCGUGAUCGAAGGUAUGAACAUCAUUGAGAGCUCUGUGCAGGAGGGCGAGACGGUCAUCUUCCAUCUGCCAAACAUGGAGUCUGACAGAUCAGACAUCAGCUCAGUCGAAUGGAAACAGAUGGACAGAAACAAACUGCUGGCCUACAUUAGCCUGGACAAUGUUAACAACACAGUAAUAUUUCAGCAGGGAAGCAGACUUCAGUUCACACAGAAUGGGUCAAUCGUCAUCAGAGAUGUCAAACAGGAAGACAGUGGCAACUACACGAGCAAAAUCAUUUUCAAAGAUGGCGAAAUUCAAACGUACAUCAUCUCACUGACGCUGUACUCAGGAAAUUCCGAACAGAGCCCUACUUACAACUCCACAUCCACUACACCAGUUCCUCAGGCUCUUAAUAUCCUGCAGAUUGUGAUCCCAGCGCUCGCAGGGUUGCUUCUGCUUGGCAGCGUGAUAAUACUCAUUUUAAAAUGCAGAAGGAAGCGAGACACUCCAGAUGAACCCAUUUACAACAACACAAUCCACAAGCAUAAAGAAAACCCGAGGCCACAUAAAAAAAGGGUCACACAUGACCAGAAGCAAAUUAAAUCAUGAAAUUAAA